CGGUCGUUUGUAUGUCCUCAGUCAGGACCGUCAAUGGAUUUCAGAGAGAACUGAGCGGCGUGUGAAGAUAAACAUGGAGAAAAAUGUUGGGUCACUACAGGAGCAGGCCCUAAAAAGGAAAGAGAGACUAAAAGCACUAAGAGAUAAACAACUUCAUGGGCGAGAGGAAGAUGGGGAGCCAGAGAAGAAAAAAGCUUCACUAGAGGAGACUACUGAAGAGAAACACAGAGAGCUGAAGCUGAGGAAUUACACCCCAGAGGAUGAAGAGCUUAAGGAGAGGCAGGUGCCCAAAGCCAAACCCGCAUCUGUGGAGGAUAAAGUAAAAGACCAGUUAGAGGCAGCUAAUCCAGAGCCCAUCAUUGAAGAAGUGGAUUUGGCCAACCUCGCCCCAAGAAAACCAGACUGGGAUCUAAAGCGCGAUGUGGCCAAGAAACUGGAGAAGUUGGAGAGGAGAACACAGAGAGCAAUCGCUGAGAUCAUCAGGGAUCGUCUCCGAGGCAGUGAAGACGAGUUGGCCGGAGUGGUGGGAGCAGUAGGAGCGGAAGAGGGAGACUCAGACUGAAUCCAAGAUGUGACAGAUAAAAACAAGGAGACUACAGAGGGAUGGCCCUGGUUUACUGGGAUUGUACUGUGUUGUGCUCAAAGAGACAGCUACUUUCAUCGCUGCAGGGAGUAAUGUUUUCUGUCAGGUCUUUAUAUUCCCUUUGUGAGUCCUGCAUUGUAUCAUUGCAUUAUUACAUAUGAAUAUGUAGUAGUACAUUCUGUUUAUUGAGGUGCAUUGUUAAUGUAACCAUCAAUAUUGUGUUGUAAUUUUUUAUAUUUUCAAGUAAAACAAUGUGAAUUUUUCAAA
Messenger RNA from Siniperca chuatsi (mandarin fish), 850 nucleotides. RefSeq names its product coiled-coil domain containing 12 (gene ccdc12). The record is from RefSeq and is a predicted model, not a curated record. The transcript is spliced from 7 exons. Gene Ontology annotation, cellular component: post-mRNA release spliceosomal complex; U2-type spliceosomal complex. Lineage: Eukaryota; Metazoa; Chordata; Actinopteri; Centrarchiformes; Sinipercidae. Bases 74 to 562 code for a protein of 162 amino acids.